GGGUAGUAUACAAAAUGGCGGUAGUUUUGAGUAGAAAUGACCUAAGAGUUUACCUUUGAUUCUUGCCAAAUUGCCAAGCAAUAUGCGUUUUCGAGCAAGGAUGGUAGACAUCAAUUCCAUACAGCAUUUCACACGUGUCUUAGGCACGGUAUCUCAUAUGGCCAAGACGUGUGCCUUGCGAAUGACCCCGACAAAACUUUAUUUUAUACUGGCUGACAAUGCUGCUCUUGGGGGAGUGUCCAUUUGGUGUGAAUUGAUACAGAGCAACUUUUUUGAGGAGUAUCGCAUUGAAGGAAAGGAUGAAAGCAACAAUAUUUACCUUGAAUUGAUACCAGAAAACUUGAUGCGAGCCAUGAAAUCAGCCAGCAGUGCACAAGCCGUCAAAAUAAAACUUACUAAAAAACACGCACCAUGUUUAACUUUUGAGAUUACAUUGCCGUCCCUCACCAGUCACACAAGAAGUGUAGUGCAUGAUGUACCAGUAGGAGUCAUACCUGAGAGAGACUGGGAGGAUUAUAAGGAACCUGCUAUGCCUGAAUUUGAUGUGAGCAUCUACAUGCCAUCCCUCACAGUUGUUAAGAACGUAAUUGAACGAAUGAAGAACCUCAGCAAUUUUUUGAUUCUUGCAGCUAAUCAAAAUGGUUACAUGACUCUCGGAAUCGACACGGACUUAGCAUCUGUCACAACACAUUUCAAGAAUUUGGACACACCUACGUGGGGUGACACAUCGUCUCAACAGCGGAACCGGGAUCCUGACAAGAUGGCAGAGGCAAGGGUUGAUGUUAAGAAACUCGCCACCUUUCUACACAGUCAGCAAGUUAGUCCAAAUCGCGUCAUCUGCAAUAUUGUGCAUGGGAAGGCGGUCCAGUUUCUUCUACUUCACGAGGAUCUUUCUCUUCAGUAUGUUAUUCCAGCGGUUUCUCUCUGAUACUCGAACGAAAUGUCGCGGUUCGUACUUCGCGGUUCGUACUUCAUGGCAUGACAAGGCGCUCAGAUCUCACUGAGGCAUCUGGCACUGGACAUGACCUUUAUUCGUUUGAAAAGAGUUCAUAAAACAACCAGUUAGAAUUGUUUGGUUAUUGCAUUUGCCAGAACACACCACAUGGAGCGUUACAUUUGUUUUAGGCGUUUAACUUUCGCUUUCUCUACGCUCAGCAGUGUUGCAUGUAUUUGAGUUUGGUGUGACUCAAAAAACUGAAAAGUACGAGAAAGACUGCAAAACCCGCUUUCUUUACGCCCAGCAGUGUUUGCAUGUAUUUGAGUUUGGUGCAGCUCCUAAACCCGAAAAGUUUAAGAAAAACUGUAAAACUGAUGAUGAAAGAUGUAAUGAAACGCCGCCUGGCCGAGAAUGACGUCAAACAGUUCUGACAUAAGACGAAUCUGACGCCAUCAUGUUAGAGCAAUUUUCAACUGAGAGUCGAGGAUUGCUUUGGGUUUUUUUCCCUUGCUCUGUAAUUGGUCCAGAAAACCAGUCUCGCGUAUCUUCUCAACCAAUCAAACGCAGAACCAAUGCCACCCGUGACUUGCACACCCGCGUUUUCCUGCGCUUCUGGCAGUUUGCCUGUUAUUAGUAAUUCUGACAUCUUUUAUGGAUUUUUUUACUGUACAGACCCAAGAAAAAAUGAAAUCUAUUUGUUUUGCGCGAUAAAAAAGCGAAAUAUCAUUAAUGGUGACGUAGUCUAUGCGUCUCUCCUCUAAUAGAUCAGAGGUAAGAACCAAUCAAAUUGCUUGUAGGAUUUAGCGUAUCAUAGAAAGUCAAUUGAAGAGCGUCACUGUGUAUGUUAAUUUCGUGAAUUUGACGAUUAACACAUUUUGGCCUUUUAUAGUGACUAGCAUCCAAUUUCUCCUUACAAUAUCAUCCCUGAAACAAACAUUAAGGUCACGAGAAUAAAGGAGAUUGU
Pocillopora verrucosa is the source of this 1901-nucleotide messenger RNA. RefSeq names its product checkpoint protein HUS1-like. Gene Ontology annotation, cellular component: nucleolus; checkpoint clamp complex; site of double-strand break. The record is from RefSeq and is a predicted model, not a curated record. Lineage: Eukaryota; Metazoa; Cnidaria; Anthozoa; Scleractinia; Pocilloporidae. Gene Ontology annotation, biological process: mitotic intra-S DNA damage checkpoint signaling; mitotic DNA replication checkpoint signaling; telomere maintenance.